UUCUGAGUCCGGUCUACGGGAGUUUUGGAAUGGAUGUACUGAGGAAUACCAAUUAUCAGACAGCGACUAACAACAAGAUGUGUGAGCAAACCCUUAAUAAAUCCAGCGAGUUUAAGAGAAAGAAAGCGGAGGACCUUGGCCACGUCCAAGCUGAGAUGUCGAGGAUCAUCACGGAUUCCGUGACAGGGAGACGAUACUGCCGUGGAAAAGUUCUGGGAAAGGGAGGUUUUGCCAAAUGCUACGAGCUGACCGACCUGACCACCAACAGAAUAUAUGCUGCAAAAAUCAUUCCUCACGCGCGUGUCUCCAAGCCGCACCAACGGGAAAAGAUUGACCGUGAAAUUGACCUUCAUAGAGCUCUCCGGCACAAACACGUCGUCCACUUCUACCACCACUUCGAGGAUAAAGAAAACAUCUAUAUUCUGCUGGAAUACUGCAGCAGACGGUCCUUGGCUCACAUCCUGAAAGCCAGAAAAAUACUCACGGAACCCGAGGUCAGAUACUUCUUGCGGCAGAUCGUAUCAGGGAUGAAGUACCUGCACGACCAAGAGAUUCUUCACAGAGAUCUUAAGCUAGGUAACUUUUUCAUCAAUGAGACAAUGGAGUUGAAAGUGGGGGAUUUUGGGCUGGCAGCCAAGCUGGAGCCCUUGGGCGACCGUCGCAAGACCAUCUGCGGGACUCCCAACUACCUCUCUCCUGAAGUGUUGAACAAACAAGGACAUGGGUGUGAGUCCGACAUCUGGGCUCUGGGCUGCGUCAUGUACACAAUGCUCCUUGGGAGGCCUCCAUUUGAGACCACCAACCUAAAGGAGACGUACAGGUGUAUUAGGGAAGCUAGAUAUACCCUGCCCUCUUCACUGUCCUUCACGGCCAAGCAGCUCAUCGCUAACAUGCUAUCUAAGAGCCCAGAGGACCGGCCCAGCCUGGAAGCCAUUCUGCAGCAUGAGUUUUUCACCCAGGGCUUCACACCCGAGCGUCUGCCGUCCAGCUCUUGCCACACGGUCCCCGAUUUCCACUUGUCCAGUCCCGCAAAGAAUUUCUUUAAGCGGGCAGCUGCCGCCCUGUUUGGGAGCAAGAAGGAGAAGGCGAAGUACUACGACAAUAUAAGUAAGGUGACCAAAGAGGAAGAAGAAAUCUACAAGCUACGCCACGACCUGAAGAAAACUGCCAUUAGCCAGAAGCGGCAAGAGGACGGGAAGUCCCCUGCGCCUGUCACUACUCAGCCUGUUGCCACAGCAACGGAUAACGCACCACAAAUCCGAGACACAAUUCGCAUGAUUGUGAGGGGCAGCCUUGGCAGUUGCAGCAGCAGCAGUGAAUGCUUGGAAGACGGCACCAUGGGCAGUGUGGCUGACUCUGUGGCUAAUGUCCUGAGAAGUUGUCUUGAAAACAUGCCGGAAGCUGAUGAUAUCCCAAAAGAGACUUUCGGCGGCAACUUCCAGUGGGUCACAAAGUGGGUGGACUACUCCAACAAGUAUGGCUUCGGCUACCAGAUGUCAGACCAUGCCGUGGGCGUGCUCUUCAACAAUGGUACACACAUGAGCCUUCUGGCUGACAACAAGACCAUCCACUACUACGCUGAGCUCGGCCAGUGCUCCGUCUUUUCCUGUUCCGAUGCCCCAGAGACACUUAAGAGCCAGGUCACUAUCCUCAAGUACUUUGCCCACUACAUGGAGGAGAACCUGAUGGAUGGUGGUGAUAUGACCAGCACGACAGACGUUUCUCAGCCCAGGCUCUACCUGCUGCAGUGGCUCAAGUCAGAUCGCGCUUUGAUGAUGCUCUUCAAUGAUGGCACUUUCCAGGUGAACUUCUACCAUGACCACACCAAGGUCAUCAUGUGCCACCGGCAAGGAGACUACCUGCUGACUUACAUCAAUAAAGAGCGUGUCUCCAGCACGUUCCGCCUGAGCACCCUGCUGACCUACGGCUGCUCGGCGGAGCUGCGCGGCCGCCUGGAUUACGCCUUGAACAUGCUCCUGCAGAGAUGCAACUGAACUGCGCAGCAGGAGAAACUUUAGCCCGAAGGACCAACACGAGCGCAGACAAAUAGACAGACAGGAGAGAGUGCGCCAUGAAAACACCACUACAGAGAUGGAACUGUGAAAGAACAUUUAAGGCAUCCGGACAUGCGAAACGGGAAGGAAUAUGCCUCGUACGUUCUGCUGAAUUGAAGUGUCUCUGGAAGGGAAUGGUUUAGGCGAUACAGAAAGUGCUUGUAAAGAAAGUGACGGUGGACUUGGCUGUGUUAGCAGUAUGGAAAAUGGAAAGUCAUGUGACCUGAGGUACGAAAAGUGCAAGCGGAAGGGCAUGACGAUGAAGGCCAAUCCUGGGCUGGCUCCAGACUGGCAUUUUUAAAGAGGAAUACAAAUGGGGUUAUGAAAUCUGACCCACCAGAGCUGGACAUGUGGACAGUGAGUAGUGGAGCAUCUCUGCAGAGCACCUGUACAGCUGACGGGGCCAAUCUCGUCUUGCUGGGGAGGGAUGUCCCCUCUCCUGGACAUGCGGACACUGUUGCAAUGCAUACUGCCUGGCCAUGUCUUGGGCCGGGCAUUGCAUGGAGGAAUACUUUCUGUGAUACACAAAAGUAACUUAUGGACAAAGUGAAGUAUUUAUUUAUUUAAUAAAGUACCAGUUUUUUAAAUAAAUGAAA
Brienomyrus brachyistius is the source of this 2650-nucleotide messenger RNA. RefSeq names its product polo-like kinase 2b (Drosophila) (gene plk2b). NCBI's taxonomy places the organism in Eukaryota, Metazoa, Chordata, Actinopteri, Osteoglossiformes, Mormyridae. Gene Ontology annotation, cellular component: nucleus; spindle pole; centrosome. The transcript has 14 exons. The coding region runs from base 30 to 1994 and encodes 654 amino acids. The record is from RefSeq and is a predicted model, not a curated record. Gene Ontology annotation, biological process: mitotic cell cycle; regulation of cytokinesis; protein phosphorylation. Gene Ontology annotation, molecular function: ATP binding; protein binding; protein serine/threonine kinase activity.